Closterium sp. Naga37s-1 is the source of this 2118-nucleotide messenger RNA. NCBI's taxonomy places the organism in Eukaryota, Viridiplantae, Streptophyta, Zygnematophyceae, Desmidiales, Closteriaceae. The record is from the annotation of a GenBank genome assembly.
AUGCAUGUAUGUGUUGUGUUCGUGUACCUCUGUUGUCACCAGGUGCACCGGCAGCUGACUGUUCCAGGCUUCGACCCCUCUCUGUUUGAGGCGCAGCAAGUGUUUGUGCCCAGCACCGAUUGCACCAGGAUCCCCAUGUUUGUGGUGUGCCGUAAAGGUCUACCCCGCACAUCAGACCACUUCACUCUCCUGUACGGCUACGGAGGCUUCAACAUCUGCAUCAAGCCAUCCUUCAGUGUGGCCCGAGUGCUGCUGAUGAGGCACCACGGUGCCGUGGUGGCAGUGGCGGAGGGGGGGAGUAUGGGGAGAGGUGGCACAAGGAAGGCGCCCUGGCCCACAAGCAGCAGUGCUUUGAUGAUUUCUAUUGUGGCCCGAGUGCUGCUGAUGAGGCACCACGGUGCCGUGGUGGCAGUGGCGAAUAUCCGCGGAGGGGGGGAGUAUGGGGAGAGGUGGCACAAGGAAGGCGCGCUGGCCAGCAAGCAGCAGUGCAUUGACGACUUCCAUAGCUGUGCGGAGCAUCUGAUCAGCGAGGGGUACACAUCACCGUCGAAGUUGGUGAUAGAGGGUGGCAGCAAUGGGGGGCUGCUCGUCAGUGCUGCUGUCAACCAGGGUGGCAGCAACGGGGGGCUGCUCGUGAGUGCCGCCGUCAACCAGGUGGGCGUGCUUGUGCCCAACGGGGUAGGUUGGUAUGUGUUGGUACGUUGGUGUGUGUGGGUGUGUUGGUGUGUUGGUGUGUUGGUGUGUGUGGGUGUGUUGGUGUGUGUGGGUGUGUUGGUAUGUGUGGGUGUGUUGGUAUGUGUGGGUGUGUUGGUAUGUGUGGCUGUGUUGGUAUGUGUGGGUGUGUUGGUAUGUGUGGGUGUGUUGGUUUGUGUGGGUGUGUUGGUAUGUGUGGCUGUGUUGGUAUGUGUGGCUGUGUUGGUGUGUGUGGCUGUGUUGGUAUGUGUGGCUGUGUUGGUGUGUGUGGCUGUGUUGGUAUGUGUGGCUGUGUUGGUAUGUGUGGCUGUGUUGGUAUGUGUGGGUGUGUUGGUAUGUGUGGCUGUGUUGGUAUGUGUGGCUGUGUUGGUGUGUGUGGCUGUGUUGGUGUGUGUGGCUGUGUUGGUGUGUGUGGCUGUGUUGGUAUGUGUGGCUGUGUUGGUAUGUGUGGCUGUGUUGGUAUGUGUGGCUAUGCUGGUAUGUGUGGCUGUGUUGGUGUGUGUGGCUGUGUUGGUGUGUGUGGCUGUGUUGGUGUGUGUGGCUGUGUUGGUGUGUGUGGCUGUGUUGGUGUGUGUGGCUGUGUUGGUGUGUGUGGCUGUGUUGGUGUGUGUGGCUGUGUUGGUGUGUGUGGCUGUGUUGGUGUGUGUGGCUGUGUUGGUAUGUGUGGCUGUGUUGGUGUGUGUGGCUGUGUUGGUAUGUGUGGCUGUGUUGGUGUGUGUGGCUGUGUUGCGCCCAGACCUGUUUGCAUGUGGCUUGGCACACGUGGGGCUGACAGACAUGCUGCGACUCCACCAGUUCACAAUCGGCCAUGCGUGGACCUCUGAGUAUGGCUGCUCCAGUGAUCCACAUCAACUCAAGUGGCUUCUCAGCCCUGGGUGGACCUCCAAGUACUUUUGCUCCAGCAACCCGCACCAGCUCAAAUGGCUCCUCAGCUACUCCCCUCUGCACAACGUGAGGCGGCCCUGGGAAGCUGCCAGCCCCACCAGCAGCAACAACAGCACAGGCACGCAUUCAGAUUCCGCUGAUGUGCCAGCAAAAUCUGACGCGGCAGCAGUAGCUGACGUGGCAGCAGCAAAGCGGCAGUGGGGAGAGCGCAGGAGGCAGUACCCGGCGGUGAUGCUGCUGACGGGCGACCAUGACGACCGCGUGCCGCCCUCUCACUCCCUGAAGUUCGCUGCUCAGCUGCAGCAUGAGCUAGUGCACAGGUGGGUGGCAGGAUUUGUUGGUGCACAGGUGGGUGGCAGCAUGUGUUGGUGCACAGGUGGGUGGCAGCAUGUGUUGGUGCACAGGUGGGUGGCAGCAUGUGUUGGUGCACAGGUGGGUGGCAGCAUGUGUUGGUGCACAGGUGGGUGGCAGCAUGUGUUGGUGCACAAGUGGCACAUGCUUUGCACCUUCUUGGCUUUCCCACCUAGCCUCACUGAGUAG